Messenger RNA from Giardia duodenalis, 2427 nucleotides. Its product is annotated as Rad3-related DNA helicase. Lineage: Eukaryota; Fornicata; Diplomonadida; Hexamitidae. Gene Ontology annotation, cellular component: nucleus. Gene Ontology annotation, biological process: negative regulation of t-circle formation; telomeric loop disassembly; regulation of double-strand break repair via homologous recombination. Bases 1 to 2427 code for a protein of 808 amino acids. The record is from RefSeq and is a predicted model, not a curated record. The transcript has a single exon. Gene Ontology annotation, molecular function: ATP binding; DNA helicase activity; DNA polymerase binding.
AUGCUUGCUUUCUUCCCCUUCUCUCCUUACGCCGUGCAGCAGGAGGGCGUAUCCUUCUUAAAGCGCUGCAUUGCUAACAAAGUUCCUGCCUUUUUGGACGCCCCCACAGGGACCGGGAAGACGGCGAUGCUGUUUCACACGGCGUGGGAUUGGAUCAAUAGCCUGGAAAACUUGGUAGGCACCCAUUCUAAAGUGGAAUCUGUGCAAUCUGGUGCAAGUACUAAGCUGGGUAGUGUCAACAAGCUCCCUGACUGGGCUGUAGAUGCCAGCGAACAGGCGGCCGCUGAGUUGGUUUCUGCUUCGAGGCACAUAAACAGGGCCUUUGUUGGGCAACUCCUCCAUAUAGCAGAGUCUUACGCAAAUCCAGAUGCUUUGAAGACUCUUUUGGAGUACGCCUCCAAGAAGCACACGGACCCUAGUCUUACAGCUGAGCCACUACGUAAGCAGGCAGCUGCAAACUCGUAUUCGUUCCUCUUUGCAUUUCUGGGUCUGGACAAGAUCUUGUCUCUAGACACUUAUCUGUCCCUCACGCAGCCACACAGUGCUAUAGAUGGCCGGGGCCAUCCAGAGAAUGGUGCUACGGGCUACCUGGGGAAAGGAUGCGUCCUGCUUUCGACGCGAACACAUGCGCAGAUAGCACAGCUUGUAGAAGCAUUUCGCCGAUUCAGAGGGAUCAUUGAGAAGCAAGGACCCCAGAAAUUUGACUUCUCCACUGCCCCCGUUGUAUCGCUGGCUGGGCGAGACACAUACUGUCUCCAGUCGUCUUCAGGUGCAGACCUAGAGGAUCUUGGCGAACUCUGCGAAGACUUGCGCAAGAACUCCAGGUGUAACUAUUACAGCCCCGCCAAGGUGCUUGUGGGCACUGCAUUGUGUCUGUCUGGGAUACGCUCUCCUUCAGCGUUCCGUGAACGUUGCAGCGCUCUCGGUGUAUGCCCAUAUUAUAGCGCUAGGCAUGCCGCAAUGCAUGCUUCUGUCGUGCUUCUCUCUCACGCGAUGCUCGUGGAGGAACUGCAUGGUGCUGCAGGAUCGUUAGGGCUGUUAGAGUCGGCCCCGCUUCUCCUUUUAGUGGACGAGGCACACGCCAUGCCCGGGGCCUUAGACGCUCGGAACUCGUGUACUGUUUCCGAAGAUGAUCUGGACUGCUUUAUCAAAGCGCUCAAUAAGUAUCUUCUCCAGACGCGCUUAGGCCUUCCCAAUCCAACAGCACGCCUUUUGGACAGACUGGCGACAGUCCUCGGCAUAAUUAGGAAAUAUCUAAGCAAAACGGCCACGUGCGAUGUUCUUACCCCAAUCACCGAACUAUUAACCUCACUCAGACUGAGGGGAUUUGACUUCUGUGAAGCUCUCAAUCUUCUUCUAUUGAAUAGAAUUCCACAAAAACUGUGUGGAUUGUGCAAGGAGUCAGACAUGACCGAUAAGCCGCGCCAGAGAAUCUACUCAGUUGUAUCCAUGAUCCGCAUUCUUGCAGAGAUUGACACGCGCGAGCUGUACAAAACUUACGUGACCGGAGACCGACCCAGGACACUACAUCUAUAUAAAUUCAGCUCCCCUGUGGACAGCAAGACUAGGUCUCCUUUCAGAAGAUUGUUUAAUACAUCCAGGGACGGCCGCAGAGACUACGAAGCGCAGAUAUGUUUUGUCUCUGGAACACUAGGUCCCUUCUCUUACUACAGUAGGGAGCUUCUUGGUCAGCCAGCAGAUCCGAACAGCUGCUGCUCCAUAGAUCAUGUGGCAGCCCCCAGCAGAACCCUCAUUCAACAGGUCUCGCUGACUACAAAGGCCACUGGGCAGCAAAAAGCCCUCUUUGUUGCGUCAAGUUGGACGCCUGAGCAAGUAGAUGUUGUCUUCCAGAAUAUUAUGGAGAUUGCCAAGAGUGGCAGAGAUUGUACUGGUACACUGGUCUUCUUUCCAUCGUACCGCAUCGUGGAGAAGAUCAGAGACCGCUUUCUUAUCUUCUCAGCAUCCUUGACCAACAAAUCCGUCCCCGCUGUUUUCUUUGAGCGAGCAGGAGAGUCUGUUGACAAACUAAUGGAGACCUAUGCACUAGCACUUGGUAGCUCCAGGUGCAUUUUGUGCGCCAGUGCAGGAGCCAGGGUGAGUGAAGGCUUGGACUUCAAGGACAACCUAUGCCGCCGCCUCGUUGUUGUAGGUAUUCCGUUUCCCAAUUUGGGUGACCCAAUUGUGCGGGAAAAACACAGACAACGCGGCGAGCAAUUUCUUAUGGACCAUGCGUUCACGCUUGUCAACCAGUGCAUGGGACGAGGAAUUCGCCACAAGGAUGAUUGGUGCAGCUUCAUCCUCUUUGAUAGCCGGUUCGCUGAGCACACCGAGAGACUGAGCUCUUGGAUUCGCAACCGAGUGCAGCCGGUCGACAGUAUUGAAGGCGCCAUAGAGAGAAUCAGAGAAUUUGAGGCAACGUUUGCUUAA